This is a messenger RNA of Ceutorhynchus assimilis (cabbage seed weevil), 3969 nucleotides long. The record is from the annotation of a GenBank genome assembly. NCBI's taxonomy places the organism in Eukaryota, Metazoa, Arthropoda, Insecta, Coleoptera, Curculionidae.
GAAAAAUAUAGUCGUGUGUGUGUGACACUUUUGGGUGUGGAAAGAUUUUUGUUGUGGCAAAUAGUGUACCUACUAAACAAUAAUGGAAUCCGAUGGUUCUGGUGGUGCAAAGAAAAAAAUCGGCCUCUCAGGGAUAUCAUUUAGGAAGAAACGUAAUAAAACCCAAGUGGGAUUGGAAUCAUGGUUCAAAGCCGGAACUGGGCGAAAGCCUACCGGUCCCAGACCCACUUCGCAAUUGGGUCCGAACUCGGAGACCGAUAUUUCAUUGGACGAAGACUAUGCCCAAAAGUUGGCAUCAAUGUCGGAAAAAGAAAUUAAUCUUAAGUAUGAGGAACUCUUGAGUGAUAUGAACUUGAACGAUGACAAGAAGAAACCACUUCGCAAUUUGCCGCUGGAGCAAAAACGUUACAUGCUGGUUAUGAAUAAUAAAAAUAAAACUGAAUCGGGUAACAGAUUCAAUGAUCCUGAAGAUUAUCAUAACUAUUUGGAUACGCACCUACGUAGCGAGUACACACAAUUGAACAAGCUACAAAGUUGUACAGAAAGCUUGAGGGUGGCUUUGGCCAACAACCCAUUGAGUUGGGUUGAAAAGUUUGGCAGUCAUGGAAUGCAGCUGAUUUUGAAAGUUUUAGAUGUUGGGCUCAAAAACAAAGACGUUAAACUCCAAAACGAAUGUCUCAGGUGUUUGGAAAAAUUCAUGAACAACACUACAGGGAUUAAACUUUUUUUGUCGAACACUAAAGGACAUGAAACUGUGGCCAAAUGUUUAGAUCACGAAAAACCCCAUGUUACAAUACAAGCUUUAAAGAUUCUCGCCCCAAUGUGUUUGAUUACAAGCGAAGGCGAAGAAGACGGGGCCAACAAGGUACUUUUGGCUAUAACUAAAGUAGCAGAACAUGAAAAAAGGGAACGAUUUUUACCAAUAGUCAAUGGAAUCGUUAAAAGCGAUAAUGCAGAUUUACAGAGUAUGUGCCUACAAUUCAUAAAUGCCUUAUUAUCGGAAACCGACGAUUUUGAAUUCCGUAUGCACUUGAGAAAUGAAAUAGUAAGAAAUGGACUUUUUGAUAAAUUAGCCGAAUUAAAAAAUGAAGCAAACCCAGUCAUCAAAACACAAUUCGACAUUUUCGAAAAUCAAAAAGAAGCCGAUGCCGACGAGUUACACGAAAGAUUUGAUAAGGUCCGAAUUGAUAUGGACGAUAUGCAAGACUGUUUUGAAGUUUUGAAAAAUGUCACAUUGGAAACCUCUUGUGAACCGUACUUUUUAAGUGUUUUACAACAUUUGUUAUUUAUUAGAGAUGAUUUUAAUAUUAGGCCAGCUUAUUUCAAAAUAAUCGAAGAAGUUGUUUCACAAAUAGUCUUGCACAAAUCAGGCUUAGAUCCUGAUUUCAAAAAGAACCAUAUCGAUAUUGACUUGCAGCCUUUAUUAGACGAAUUAAAAGAAAGACCUGCUUCAGUAGACACGGAAAAAGUUCAAGAACUACAAAAGCACCUUGAUAAAGCGCUGGUCGCGAAAGAAGAAGCUGAAGCCAAAUUGGCCAAACUGAUGGGGGUGGCUAAUCCUGCAGGGGACGGGAAACUCGAUCCCAGUUUGGUUGGAAAAAUUAAUAUACCGCCCCUGGGUGGACCUCCGCCACCUCCAAUGCCUGGCGGCGGACCACCGCCGCCUCCAAUGCCUGGUAUGGGUGGACCACCGCCGCCUCCAAUGCCUGGAAUGGGCGGACCACCGCCGCCACCUAUGCCUGGUAUGGGCGGACCACCACCACCACCAAUGCCUGGUAUGGGUGGUCCACCACCUCCGCCUCCACCACCAGGAAUGGGUGGUCCAAGACCGCCCGCUUUUCCAGGAAUGGGCCCACCUCCGCCCCCAUUCGGUAUGGUCCCUUUACCCGGAAUGGUUCGACCCGAUGUGUUGCCUUACGGUCUUAAGCCUAAGAAAAAAUGGGACGUCAAGGGUCCAUUGAAAAAGGCCAACUGGAAAGCGAUUAUGCCACAAAAAUUAUCAGAAAAAUCGUUUUGGGUGAAAGCCAAAGAAGAGGAGUUAGCUGAACCAGAUAUUCUAGACGGUUUGGCCAAGAAGUUUUCAUCGAAACCUGCCAAAAUGGCUGAAGAUAUGUCUGAUAAAAAUAGUCUUUGCGGUACCCUAAAAAAAGUCAAGGAAUCUAAAGUUUUGGACGGUAAAGUGGCUCAGAACAUUCUGAUUUUGCUCAACGGUAGUCUAAAGCACAUGCCUUACGACGAUAUCAAAAAAGCUCUGCUCAGAUGUGAUGAUACUGUACUUACUGAGAGCGUGACUGAGCAACUAAUACAGUACUUACCUCCUACAGAUCAGCUUAAUAAACUAAAAGAAUUCACAGACAGGUAUAGCGAAUUAACAGAAGCUGAACAAUUUUGUGUGAAAAUGGCUGAAGUGAAACGGUUGUUGCCCAGGUUGAAAUCGCUCAGUUUUAAAAAUCAUUAUGCGGAAAUGGUUAAUGAUACUAAGCCAGAUAUAGUGGCAGCUACUGCCGCAUGUGAAGAAGUGAAAAAAAGCAGAAAAUUUGCCAGAAUCCUGGAAUUGAUUCUUCUAUUGGGAAACUACAUGAAUUCGGGCAGCAAAAAUGGUGGAGUUUUUGCUUUUGAAAUGAAUUUCUUGACCAAAUUAACAGGUACAAAGGAUGCAGCCAACAAACAAACUUUGCUACAUUAUAUAGCGGAAACGGUAGAAACAAAAUGGCCAGAUUUGUUGAAUUUUUAUGAUGAAAUGCCGCAUAUAGACAGAGCUAGCAGGGUAUCAUUAGACACAAUACAAAAAAGCCUCAAACAAAUGGACAACAGCAUAAAAAAUCUGAAAACUGACUUGGAAAAUAAUAGAGUGCCUCAAAGUGACGAUGAUAAAUUUGUUGACGUAAUGGAUAAAUUUUCAAAGGACGCAAGAGAACAAUGCGACGUAAUGCAAGAAAUGUUUAAAAAAAUGGAAGGUUUGUAUACGGAACUAGCCGAGUAUUAUGCCUUUGACAAGCAAAAAUGCACCCUAGAAGAAUUCUUUACGGAUUUAAAAGUUUUCAAAGACAGUUUUAUUCAAGCCAAAACAGACAAUCAAAAAGAAAGAGAAAUGGAAGAGAAGAAAGAGAAAUUACGACUGGCCAAAUUGAAGCAAGACCAAGACAAAGAGGAAAGAAACAAACGGAAACUAAUAGAUAUGAAUCCUACACAAAAUCAAGAAGGUGUUAUGGACAGUUUAUUGGAGGCCUUAUCUAGUGGUAGCGCCUUUGGAAAGAAUGAGAAACGGAAAAGGGGGAACAGGCCCUUAGGAGCCGAAAGAAGAGCACAAUUGCAGAGGUCGCGGUCGAGAACAGGUCUAAUCUCUGGACGAGAAUUGACUAGUGAAAUCGCUACGUGAUGGAUGCAAAACGUGAUAUCAAUCGAAGAAUGACAACGAAACGCUCAAAAUGAUUUAGCAUAAUGCGAAAACUUUUUUGGUCUCAGGAUCAAAGACUCGACCUUCUAUACACCUUGUAAACGUGCUCGGUUUUUUUAAAUUUAAAUCCGCAUGUCAACUUUAGGUGCGUUUACACCGUAGGCCUUCAAAGACAAAAAUGAAGAACUAAUAAUUUAUUCUAAGUAAAAAAAAAACUUUGUGUAAAUAUUUUGUAUAAUUUUUUUUUGUAUAGGGAAUCUCUGAAAAGUAAUUUUAAAGUACAUAAAGGCUUCCUUCCAUUGAUAAUAAUUAAAGCCCUGUUAAGCCAGCUCAAUGGAUUCGACUUCAUCAAGGCACAAAAAUUUAAUUUUUUUUUUUUUUGGCAACAUUGUGAAAUUAAUCAAAAUAGAAACGUUUACGAAUUUACUAAAGCCUUAUUUUUGUAAUAUAAUAAGCAAAACGAUGUAUAAAUACAAAUAAUUAAUAAUUAUAUACUUUUUUUAUAAAUAUGUGAAUAGGAAAUGCAUAUGCGCAAUAUCUAUUUUAUUAAAUUUUUUGUUAACUUGUUGCUA